Molecule: messenger RNA, 1288 nt
Organism: Eutrema salsugineum
Lineage: Eukaryota; Viridiplantae; Streptophyta; Magnoliopsida; Brassicales; Brassicaceae
Exons: 4
Coding region: 242-814 (190 amino acids)
Source: RefSeq, a predicted model, not a curated record
GCCCGUCUCUCUCUUCUUCUCUCGCCUAAUAACACUACCACACACUUUCACGCCUUUCACAUCCUUUCUCUACCCAAUUUUUUUUUCUUUUUUGCUCUCUCAGUUUAAUUUUUCUUCUUCUUCUUCUCUGUAAUCAAUCUAUGUUCUCGCGCUUAUCGCCAUAGCUCCUCCUUUGCUGUACAGUUAAACUUAAGGUGAAAAAAAUUUUCGUUUAAUUUUUUUUUUGGCUCGAAAGAAAACGAUGAAUCACUGGGCUGUCCAACCAAACGCUUUCGCCGCCGGAGGAGAUUUGAGAAGCUCCGUUUCGGUGGUGGAAAGAGAUCAGACUGUUGUUGUUUGCCCAAAACCACGUCGUAUUGGUCUCCGUAACCCUUCUGUCUACGAACAACACCAUCCCUCUCGGUCUCUGCGUUGUUACUUCAGCCACCAAGUGGAGCUAAGUGAAUCCAAGGCAGAGACUGAUAUCUUAGAUAUCAUACUGACCAAGGAUGGUUAUGGUUCAGAACAAGUUCAUACGACGCAGGUAUUAGACUCGCCGUCCCCGUUUUUAUGUGGGUCGCCGCCGAGCAGAGUCGCUAACCCAUUAACACAGGAUGCUCGAUUCAGAGAUGAGAUCUCUUCUUCUUCUUCUUCUUCUUCUUCUUCACCGAUGAUCUCGGCUCCGCUGGGCUUACCUCCGUCGUCUCCAUCUUCCUCAGGGAGGAAAGUUGGUUGCGUCAGGGGCAAUUUUGGUAACAGCCCAGCGGUUAGGAUCGAAGGGUUUGAUUGCCUUGACAGGGACAGUAGAAACUGCAGCAUCCCUGCCUUGGCUUAGGAGACCACCAAAACACUCCACAUAUAUUCUCUAUUGAAUAAACUUCACAGAAACCAAAUUAAGUACAUAAAAAAAGUGUUGUUGAGGAGAAUAGAGAUUUUGUGUGGGGCAAUCUUUGAGGCUUUUAAGAGGAGUAAGAGCACGAGAGAUCGAUCCUUUGGAGUUUGGUUUUUUUUUCUUUUUUUCUUAAUUAAGAGUGUAAAUAGGUGAUCGAGCAAUUUUCUGGGUUUAAAGUAUGUGUAGUGUUUUGUGAAAAAUGAGUUGUUGAGUUAAGGGAAAAUAAAAAGGUUUAGGUUAUAUUUGGAAGGUUCAGGUUUUUCUUCUAUGUGUAAAGAGAGAUGGAGAUAGAAAAGAAGGGUAUUUUGGAUAUUUUUCGUUUUAGGUUUUUUUUCCUGAGAGUUGGUUACGAAGAUGAGAAAACAAAAUUUGUACAAAAGGAAAGAAAUUCAAAUGAUAAUUUACUUUGAAAUGAAA